Molecule: messenger RNA, 1796 nt
Organism: Maylandia zebra (zebra mbuna)
Lineage: Eukaryota; Metazoa; Chordata; Actinopteri; Cichliformes; Cichlidae
Source: RefSeq, a predicted model, not a curated record
AUGACGUUAUUGUGGCACGCUCCUUCCUCUUGCUUUCCUUGCUAGCACGUCCAUUUAGUUAGCUAGCGAAACAGGCUCUUUAACCCCGUAGGGGAACUGUUAUGAAUCAUUUGACCAGUGUAGUAUAAUAGAUUUUUUUGGUUUUCAUAAUCUUGUUAGUAAUUGAUAUUGGAAAAUGAACAUACGAAACGCACGGCCGGAGGACCUAAUGAACAUGCAGCACUGUAACCUGCUGUGUCUUCCAGAAAAUUAUCAGAUGAAAUACUACUUCUAUCACGGCUUGUCAUGGCCACAGCUCUCAUAUAUAGCAGAGGAUGAAAAUGGGAAAAUUGUGGGAUAUGUGCUCGCAAAGAUGGAGGAGGACCCAGAUGAUGUACCUCAUGGACACAUAACAUCCCUGGCAGUAAAGCGGUCCCACCGACGUCUGGGACUGGCUCAGAAGCUGAUGGAUCAAGCCAGUCGGGCCAUGAUAGAAAACUUCAAUGCUAAAUAUGUCUCACUUCAUGUUCGCAAGAGCAACCGAGCUGCCCUGCACCUGUACUCAAACACACUUAAAUUCCAGAUUAGUGAAGUAGAGCCCAAAUACUACGCAGAUGGGGAGGAUGCCUACGCCAUGAAAAGAGACCUGGCCCACAUGGCUGAUGAGGGUCCCCUGGUCAUCUCACAGCUGAGGAAACCCGGAGCACGCGUGCCGGGUCAAGAGGCACAAUCUGGCCAAAGUCCGUCGGGGUCCGGUGACCAUGAGAGAGAAAGCGAGAGAGACAGCGGAGGAGAGAGCAAAGAGCUGAGCGAAGUCAGCGAGGCAACAGAAAGCACAGAUGUUAAAGAUUCCUCUUCUGAUUCACAGUGACACUGCAGCUUUAGACAUUUUUAAAAUCAUCCCUUGCAUCCAGUUUUUAUCUAUUUGCCAUUUCCCCUGACCUUACACACUGAUUAUCUCGGCACCAAAAAUGCUCCAACAUUUACGUCACUUUUUUAUUUUUGGUAAUUCUGGUUAUUUUUUUUUUUCCUGCAGUGAUGAGCAGAGACUUUGUUAAUAGCAUCAAUCUACUCAGUUAUCUAAAUUAAAUACAAAUUAAUUACUGGUCUGGUCAUUUUUAUGGGAUUAUUGUCAUUGUAAAAGCUGUGUGAGGUUUAAGACCGCCUGUACUUUUCAAUUGGUCUUUAUUUGACAGAAUAAAUCUGUCAAAUAAUACUUCUUGUAUUUCAUUUUUGUCAAAAAAGGCAUCAAAUAAUGAGCAUCUCUGAACGAAAACCAGCAGAGUCGGAUAAGUUAUUCAACUGCCACCUUGGUAUUGUGAGUGAUGAUCUGAUUAAAAGUUAAAGACCCCAAAAAAUAGGAUAAAAACCUUGAUGAUGGAAUAAACUGAUAAAAAGAAAAAUUCUUCCACGUUAAUGAUUUAACCCAACUCAUUGUGUCUGCAUUCUUCCUCCGUGGGCUACGUCCUUUUCUUUUUCCAAAAAUGGUACUGUAGCUUCUAAGCUGAACUAAUCCUCUGCAAAGAGUUUGUUUUUAAUACAUACGAUUAAAGAUGGAAAGGACAUCAUAGAUAUCUGUCCUCAGGUAACUGGUUGAACACAUGACAAGGAGAUAAACAUGAAUCACUUGUGAGCAUGCCACCAGUUCACUAUAUGGUGUAGGUAGGUGUAAAUACUAGAACAGCUGCCACAAGUCUUCAAUCGGAAGGAUUUUGAUCUGUAAAAAUGAGUGCUUGUAAGCACGGCCACUGUGGAAACAUGUUCGAUGCCAUGUAGUAAUGGAAUGCUGAAGUUCAUAUUAAAGUGUCAUCUACUCA